Molecule: messenger RNA, 4379 nt
Organism: Haplochromis burtoni (Burton's mouthbrooder)
Lineage: Eukaryota; Metazoa; Chordata; Actinopteri; Cichliformes; Cichlidae
Gene: pigg
Product: phosphatidylinositol glycan anchor biosynthesis class G
Exons: 13
Coding region: 284-3205 (973 amino acids)
Biological process (GO): GPI anchor biosynthetic process
Cellular component (GO): endoplasmic reticulum membrane
Source: RefSeq, a predicted model, not a curated record
CACCCGUAGUUUCGUGCUAUCAAUGCGGAAGCAGCUAUGAAUGAACACAGUGCUAACCGCUGGUAGUGUGUAUAUUGUGAAUUACGCCCACAUAUACACCACGCAACUCAUUGACACGUAGCUUUAUAAUAUUUUGAUUCACAGCGCUUCCACCUGAAAUGGGAUACCAUGACUUUUACUGCUCUUUUUAAUUUAAUUAAACAGAGUAGAAAGCGUUAUAUUGGUUGCUAGCUAGCAAGUCAUCUCUGUAGCCUAACUUCCUAAAGUGUCCGUCGGCCAAACCAUGAAGGUCCGCUCGUCUGUUUUUGCCUCCUUUAUUUUAAUAUUCGAAGUGAUUGGCAUUGCCCUUUUCCUGCGGGGAUUUUUCCCCGUACCUGUCAAGUCUUCUUUCUCAUCCAAAAGCAAGCUGUCAGAUCUGCCAGCCGAGCCGCUGACAGGAAGCGCUCCUAAUUCAUCUCGCCUCCCGCAGCCCCUGUUUAAAAGGGUGGUUAUUAUGUUAGUGGAUGCCCUCCGAGAGGACUUUGUGUUUGGACCCAAUGGUCGUAUGUAUAUGCCCUACACAAGGCACGUGGUGGAAAGAGGCUCAUCACACAGCUUUGUGGCCAAGGCGAGACCACCUACAGUCACUAUGCCCAGGAUCAAGGCUCUUACCACUGGCAGUAUCCCAGGCUUCAUUGAUGUGGUAAUGAACCUAAAUUCUCCUGCACUGUUGGAAGACAACCUCAUUUGGCAAGCCAAAACUGCAGGGAAGAGGAUAGUAUUCUACGGGGAUGACACCUGGGUGCGCCUUUUCCCAAAACACUUCAUGGAAUAUGAUGGCACAACUUCCUUUUUCGUGUCUGACUACACUGAGGUUGACAACAAUGUAACCCGUCACUUGGACAGCACCUUAAAGAGAGAUGACUGGGACAUUUUAAUCCUCCACUACCUAGGCCUGGACCACAUUGGUCAUAUGAGUGGACCGUAUAGCUCACUCAUCCAACCCAAACUGAUGGAGAUGGACGACAUCCUGAAGAAGAUCCAUAGUGCUCUCAUUUCAAAGGAAGUCGAGGGAUCCUUGCCUUACCUGCUGGUGUUGUGUGGAGACCACGGCAUGUCGGAGACCGGCAGCCACGGGGGCUCUUCGGAGCCGGAAGUCAGUACACCUUUGGUUCUCAUAAGUCCAGCCUUCAAAAGAAAAGCGGGAAUGGAGAAACCAGGAGUGGUGGAGCAGGUUGACCUAACCCCAACCCUGGCCUUAGGCCUUGGCCUGCCCAUAUCUCAGAACAGCGUUGGCCGCGUGAUCCAGAGUGUCUUGGAGGAAACCUCACUGCGAGACCAGCUGCGCUUCCUGCAUCUCAAUGGCCACCAGCUCAGCUGCUUGCUCAAAGACAGCAUAUCCGACUAUGAGAAAGAGGUGGGGUUUGAGCAGUUUCGUGUGGCAGAAAAGGCUCACGGGAACUGGAUGAAGCUUUACCUGGAAGGAAACACCUCCGAGGUGCUGACCAACGUGGGAAAAAAGGUCCUGAGGCAGUAUCUGGAGGCCCUAGCUGCCAUGAGCGCUGCUCUGAGCAAACAGCUGGGCAAGUAUGACAUGUACUCCAUGAUUGCAGGCAUGGUGUUUGUCUUUCAGCUCCUGUUGGUCUUACUGCUGGCUAUGCCUGAAGCCCUCAGCAGUGCCGCAGCAGUGGACCUCCCCAUCCUCUCGGCCCUGCUCUCCCUGCCUUUUUACCUCUUGUGCCUACUUCUUGCCUCAGUGCACGUCUUGGUGUGCACAUCUGCUGGGAGCUCCUGUUACUUCUGCAGCCUCUCCUGGGGUCUCGUGUUUGCUGCCGUUGCCUUCUCCUCAGCAAUGUUUUGUAUUCUGGUCUCUAUAGCAACACGAAGACUCCCCCUGGGUGCAAAGAUUCAUGGGAAGUCUCCUCUGAGGAGCAGUGAGGUUGACUGGUCGCUGUCAGAGCUGGAUGUUUUGCUGCUGGCCGGCACCGUCGGUCACACUCUCAGCCUGGCGGCCAGCAGUUUCGUAGAGGAAGAGCACCAAACCUGGUACUUUCUGCUCAACACGCUCUGCCUCACCGUGUUCCAGGAUGUCUGCCGCAAGUACUUCAGAGAGAAGAGGGGCUCUGGAGAUGACGAAGAGCAUAUCCUCCCUUCCAAAGACCGUCAUCCCUCCGCUCACCCCAAAGCAGAGAUUUUCUCAGAGAAGUGGUUAGCGUUAGCCACGCCACCAUUCACUCUGCUCUGCUGCCGGCUACUGCGCUCCCUCAACCAAACUGGGGUGCAGUGGGCUCAUAUCCCUGACGUUGGGCAUUGGCUCAACAGCUCUGAGCACAAGGUGGUCCUCUCCCUGCUGUCCGCUUUCUGUUUGGUUCUCAUCUACUUCCUGGUUCAAAGACGGUGCUCGUGGGUCUCGAAGGUCGCCCUCGCCCUCGGGCUUUUGGGUGUGUACAGCUAUCGGGCAGCUGUCGGCAACGUCCUGUUUCCCUGGCAUCAUUCUGGUCGAACUAUGUCCAAGGGCACGGUGGAAGCUCGCUUUGUUUACGUCUUCAUUUUGGGGAUCCUCUUCUCAGGCACCAAGGACCUGUUGCGAUCCCAGAUCAUCACAGCAGAUGCCAAACUGAAGAGCAGGGGAUUAUGGGAGAUUUACAGUGGCUUGGUUUUGUUGGUUUCGCUGCUCUUCCGUGCUCACAACCUGCCAGUCCUCUGCUGCUGCCUGCUGAUCCAGACGCUCAUGGCUCAGUUUAUCUGGAAGAAACUCCACUAUGAUGCCGCCCAGACUACCAUCAUGCACUACUGGUUUGGUCAGGCCUUCUUUUACUUUCAGGGGAAUUCCAACAACAUAGCCACUGUCGACAUUUCAGUUGGAUUCGUUGGACUGGAAAGCUACAUAGAAGCACCUGCCAUCUUCUUAACAGCGCUCAGCACUUAUGCAGGCCCGCUGCUCUGGGCGUGUCACCUCGUCUGCUACCUUAGCUCGGAGAGAGACCGGAGCCCGGUUGCAGUCGGCCAUGGUUGCUACUGUUUGGCCCUGCUGAGGUCUGUGCCAGCCGCAGCCUACAUAGUGCUGGUAACUGUUCUGCGCUAUCAUCUCUUCAUAUGGAGUGUCUUUUCACCCAAAUUACUGUACGAAUCCAUGCAUCUCCUGCUGACUGCAGGAGUCUGUCUCUUCUUCAUCACCAUGGAACAAAGCCCCAGCUCAAGUAAGUCUUGGGAAGCCAAAGACUGAAAAUCCCCCCUAAAGGAUCAGACUUGGUCUUAUACUGUGUGGGACUUUCAGCCUGAUCCACGCUACAGUGUACUCACCUUCACUCUCUAAGUUAAUUCUGUUCACAUUAUGUGAAUAGAUGUUUGUGAACUCUGUUGCAAAAAAUACUUCGGGGAUGCACUUUUAAUGUAUUUUUGAGAAGCAUAUUUAAAUAUUUAAUUCUUUUCCAAAAAGAAAAGUGUUGAAGAGGAUAAAUAAAAAUGAGAUCAUGUAAAGAUUUUAGAGGCUUUUUUUUUUUUUACAUACCUCAGGGAUGAGUGUACAGUGAGCAGCAACGGCCGCUUUGACUCCAUGAUUAAUUGAAUGACUUUGAUGUUACACUGGAGAGCUUGAUGUGAAUGUGCUGUGAGCAUUUGAUAAUACUUGUUUUAGUCUCGACUUGCACCCUCAUAGUUGUUUUCACUUAUUCAUGCUGAGCGUUAUAGUGGUGAAAAUGUACAGACUAAUGCUGAGAAAUAUGCGAUGUCACUAAAGUGAAAAAGAUCUUACUUAACGGUAGUUUGAGCACACGCGCAAAUACUAAUGAUUAUGACUCAGUUCCAUUUAGCUGCUUCAGUUUCAGUCACGGGACCUGAUUUUUCUUUCUGAAAAUCUUGUGAAUGCGAUAACUUGAGAACAAAGCAACGUAGAUUUUGAUUUGAUACUAUAGGCGUGUUUUCUAGGAGGCUGGCAGUUGUCCGAAUUGUUCGCCUCUAUGGUAGAGAUCAAAUACUGGAAAUACCUCCUUAGAUAUUUUGCCAUCUGUGUUCUUACCACGUUGUUUCAUGCAGGCUAUAUGAAUGUGAAUAACCAACCUUUUUACUAGAUGGAGUUUAAAACUAUAUACCACAACAAUCACAACAAUAAAAUGAUUAGAUUAAUAAUAAAACUUAUUCCUGCUGAAGAAUCAAUUUGCUUUUCCUUUAUUAAGUCUUUGAUCAUCUCUUAAGUAAAACUAAAUAAGAUGGACUUUAUUUAUUCCAAAAGUUAGAAAGUUACUGUGAAAAACAUGAAACCAACCUAGCUGUUUUUUAUAUUGGUGACUAAAUUUUUUGUAUAUAGCGCCAAAUCACAACAAUAGUUACCUUGAGGCACUUUAUAUUGUAAAGUAAAGACCCUACAAUAAUCCAGAGAAAACCCCAACAUUCAGCUGACC